AUGGAUACUGUGUCCGGGCGAAAUAGCUUCUUAGUCUUGACGUGGUACAAAACAUCCAUGAACGACUCGGCCCCCACGCGCGAGUUGAAUUGCAGGACGGUUUCCUCUUCAUCAACACCCGUGCCAAUAGCGACAGCCCGGCCGCUUUGGAAAUAG
Messenger RNA from Chondrus crispus (carragheen), 156 nucleotides. RefSeq lists its product as hypothetical. The transcript has a single exon. Lineage: Eukaryota; Rhodophyta; Florideophyceae; Gigartinales; Gigartinaceae. The record is from RefSeq and is a predicted model, not a curated record. Bases 1 to 156 code for a protein of 51 amino acids.